AUGACCAGCAGCUCCCCACCCCGACUGGAAGACCUUUGGGUUGAUGAUACCACAACUGAUGUUCAGAGGCUACGUCUCAAAGUCUUCUUCUCCUGCAUGCACUGUACCAAGCUCCUUGAAGAUGGGAUCUUGGAUGCCAUCCCAGAUCGUCACAUCUUGCUCUGCUGCAUCCUCCAUUUCCUGCUCCUCCAUGCCCCCGAGUCUACCCUUAGGUCUUGUGACGUUGAUGCCUUUGUGGCGCAAGCCAUCUGCUUUCAGAGUCAUAGUCCUGCAUCAUUGGAGCGAUUGAAGGUUCCCAGAGUAAGUCCCAGGGCCGUUCACCUAGCAGCAAUCUUCGUGAGAGGUCUAAGUACUGGUUACUAUACCAACUCCACUUGCUGCCUGCCAUUCCAGAUGGAAUCUCUAAUGCCCUGGUAUACCUUUGAUGGCAAACUCUUCCACAUCAAGUAUCUAGCUGCUGAGAAUGGUAGCACACUACAACAGCUGAGUGAUAAUAAGCCCAGAGCAGUGGAAAUGUGCCACAAGAUGAGAGAUUGGAUCGUCAAGGGAACCAGACUUCAGAGUAACUAGCUACAAAUAUUACUUGUGCAGAUCCAUAAGGAAUUAUGUAACUAGAGAUGGAUUCUAGGUAACAGUGGACAUUCCUUCUCCUGGGAGUCUCUUCAUUAGUGAAUGGUCACCAACUGUUAUAUCAUCCUGUAACUGCAGCCCCGGAUCAUACCAACACCGUGACUGCACUGUCAAAGAGCAUCCACUACCAAGGCUAGGGAGAGUGAUAAUUAAACCAUUUUUGUCCAUAUUACUGGUGUGUUAAUAAGACCCUGGGGGUGUUGGGUCACAGCACUAUGGCCAUCACUCGUCAUUGUUUCAGUCAAGCUAUGACCCUGGGGAUUCUUAAUGUCAGGGUUGUAAUGAACACAAUUUUGUUUAAUUAGUAUUUUCAUCAUUGUUUCAGUCAGGAUGCAAGUCCUAUCCAUAUCCCUUAGGAUUUCCUUAUUGCAUUUUUUUAAAAGUUGUAGUGUAAUUACUAUUUUUCCUUUUUACCUUGUAAUUUUUGUCAAGCUAUAAGUCCUGGAGUUUCUGCAACAUAAUUCCAGAGUUAAUGAAAUGUGUUAGUACUCUUGUUCCUUUUUUGUAAUCUUUAAUUUGUUUAAUCUUUAAGUUUUUAAAUCAUUUGAAAAAUUAUUUUCAGUUACCGGUAUAAUAAAAUAUGUGGAGAAAAUGUGAUGAAACUUUGCUUUUGUCCUUUGUAAUCACAUUAUUAUUCUUGAAUGUAGAAUGUCAAUGAUUGCUAUUUCAAUCUUCUCUAUCAUUACACAAUUAGUUAUAGCUACAGUAAGCCUAAAGUGGAAAACAUUAUACCAAGGAACUUGAUGCCUAACUUGCAUGAGAUGUCCAAAUCAUGAUAUUGUAGAAAUAGGAUAUUGCACAUAUAAUAAUAAUCUGUCAUCGGCAUAUAUAGGAGAUGAAAAUUUGAAUUUGUUUAAUAUAUGAAGAUAAACGUGUAUAUAAGGAUUUGCUCAAUAUUUGCAAUUUUAUGCAAUACCAUUUAACUGAAAUUGGUAAACCAAAUUAAUUCAGUCAAGGAAAACCAAACCAAACCAAACAAUAUUUGAUCUCCUAUAUGUUGCUGCAGUGCCUAUCUAUGAAUUUAGAAUCAGUAAAUACCAAUGUGUGUCAUUCAAGAAAAAAAUACUAAAUAGAUUUUUUUCCAGUCAGAAGUGACCAAAUUUUACAUCAAAAUUAGCCUGUAUAUAAUAGCUUUGGAAUGUUGAGGCAAUUUAUAUGUACAUGUGUAAUCAUAAUGAUAUAUGAUCACGGUGCAGUAGAGUAUAUUUAUAUAGUAGCUGCGCCAUAAAAAUUGAUUUAAUUAUUAUUACUAUGAUACAAGUAUAUGAUGCAAUAAAUAGUAAUAUUUUUUGUUUGAAUACAAAUAAAUGUUGUUGAAGAAUGAUGUAAUAUAAUGUCAGAGGUAAAGACAAAUUAUGAUGCAAUAGUGAUAAUCUUUACCAUGCUGAUGUCACAUAAACAUGUUAUUUACACACUUUAUAUUGGUAUGUUUUGUGUUCGAAUACAAAUAAAUGUUGUUUAAGAAUGGUUGUCAAUUUUUUUCCUAAAGAAAAGUCAUACAGUCAUUCUAAUUCAUAGAACCAAGGAGAACCAACGGCUAUAAUUGAAACUGUUGGUUUUUGUUUUUUCUCAUUCUCUCUCCUAGGUUCUCCUUGGUGUAACACAGGUUUAAUACAGGUAGUACCUGCUUCUCCAUGACAAUGGGUUAAAGGUAAAGACCAGUAUUGGCAACGCCCCAAUUUCAAAAAAUGAAAUGGAA
Molecule: messenger RNA, 2329 nt
Organism: Strongylocentrotus purpuratus (purple sea urchin)
Lineage: Eukaryota; Metazoa; Echinodermata; Echinoidea; Camarodonta; Strongylocentrotidae
Product: constitutive coactivator of peroxisome proliferator-activated receptor gamma-like
Exons: 5
Coding region: 1-570 (189 amino acids)
Cellular component (GO): nucleus
Source: RefSeq, a predicted model, not a curated record